Molecule: messenger RNA, 6088 nt
Organism: Spirodela intermedia
Lineage: Eukaryota; Viridiplantae; Streptophyta; Magnoliopsida; Alismatales; Araceae
Source: the annotation of a GenBank genome assembly
AUGCCUCGGGCAGGUGAGAUGGGAUGGGCAGCUGCUGAGGAAGGGUUCUGUAAGGUGUCUCCUGGCGACGGGUGCGUCACUGAUUCGGCGAAACCGCUAUACUGGAAGGUCACCAACCCCACGCUGGCCCCUGCGCAUCUCGAAGGUGGUCUUCCGUCUGGGCUAUCGUUCCUUGCUUUAGAUUCUCGCAUAAAGUAUCCUUAGCGAUCGCUUUUAUUUUCCUUGUUAUUGGUGCUGAAAGUUGAACUAAGGUUUGAGACAUUAACGAUCUGGAGUUGUCCUCGUCAAUCAAGCACAGUAAAAUAGCUAUUAUAUCGUAUCUUGGCAGAUCUCCCGGGCUUCACACGCAGUGUUUACCGAAGGGAAUAUGCUGUCAUCACUCCAGAGAGUCAUGUGUUCAGCCCUCUGCCUGACUGGUACUAUCGCAUUGCACUUGAAUCGUCACAUUUUUAGCUGAAGAUCUCGGAAUGUAGUCCCUUCUUUUAAUCAUCCCGACUUCCCUUGCAGGAUCAAUACUUUGGGGGCUUACUUAAUCACUCCAGCAAUCGGGUCGCACUUCUCAAUGUACUUGGCGAAGAUGCAAUGUAUGACUCCACAUUAAUAAGUCAUAAUUUCUCCGUACUUAGCGAUGAAAAUUCUUGAAUAACGUUAAAAAAAAAUGUUCUCAGGUAAAUGAGACAUAACUGGCAUGUCAUCAAGAAUAGCAUACCUCUACUGUUGGUCGCCUAUAUUUCUAUCUUAUUCAUGUGGGGGGGGGGAGCGGCGGUGCUGUCAGUGGAAUAAAGCUCAUCAACGUCAUGGAGGUUUCUGUUGAUGAAAUGAAUUAUCUCUUUGACAAAAAAUUUAGGGCAUACUACUUGUAGGUCAGCUUUUUCUAAUUUCUGAAGCUAGUGGGUAAUUGAUGCUGAAUAAGAAAAAAAGUCAUGGUUGAUAGUUUUGUGCAUUUCAUGCACCAUGAUAAAGUAUCCCUUUUUCUCCAAAUUUGUGCAAGAACUGCGUAUUGUCCGCCAAACUUGGAAUUAUUAACGUGAACUAGUGAUAAAUGUGAAACAGAUAAGUUCUGGGGUUGAAAGUUGGAAAGAAAACAUUCUGCAAUGUUUCCAAUUAAGGGCAUUUUCUUUCCUGCAUUUUCUGGUUUAGGGAAUGCACAUGAGGAGUAUGCAAACUAUUCUUUUGGUGAAUUGAUAGCUAAGCAGAAGUGGCGUGUCAUGCUGUGGGACAUCUAUAUCCGUAUUUAUGGUUCAUGAUGGGAAUACUCACUGGAACUCUCAGAGUCAUUUUCUAAGUACUAAGACAGUUUUAACAAUAUAAUUUUUAUUUAUUUAGGGGUUCCUGGAUCAUCCUACCACAGAUCAUGAGCAGAAUGGGAUUUGAUUCAAUACAGCAGGAAAUCUUCUAAAGAGGAUGGGUAGAAUAUCAGUUUAUAGUUAUUCAUUUGACAUCAUGUUAUAAGCUGACCCGGCUACUCGUAAAUAUUAGUUUUGGCUCUAGAUUUGUUAUUUUAUUUUCAGAGGCUAGUUCUGUAAAAUGCAUUAAGGAUUUCUCGGUGGCUGGCAGGUAUACCGAUUCAAUAGUACACUUUUCAAUGGUGUCUUUUAUUUAAAGGAAUCAUCUCUUAAUUUUUUUCCUGAGGCUAACUGGAUGAGUAAAAUUUGAAUUUCUAUAAUAAAAUAAAAUAUACAGUCGUGGCGCAUUUUAACUCUGGACCAUAAGUUUCACACUAUGGGCUAUACUUUCCUUUGGAAAAGGAAACAAUUAUGGCCGAAGAUGUGUCUUUUCUAUUUCUCAGAAAUUCAGACUUGGUUUAUGCCUGAAUUUAUUACUGCUUCCUUUUUUUAUUGAACCAAUUUGCUCUCAAUAUUCCACGCUCAAAAGAUCUAGUUCUGAUUAGUACUCAUCUUCUAUGCAGCAAGUUCUAAGUCUGCUCUACCUCCACAAGAUGUCGAAAGGUGAAUGCAUGACAGAGCCCCCUACCCAGCCCCAAAAUGAAAGAGGGAAAGCAAAAGAAAAAAGAGAAAAGAAAAGAGAGGAAACUUCCCAACAUCUGAGAGAAGUAUAGUUCAAUCAUUUUCUGAGCUCUUUCAUAGGCAAAUGGGUCAAGUUGUGUGGUCAUGUUGUGCUUCACCAGCCAUGGAUGUAUCCUAAGACAACUUAGGCUUCCUCAUCCUGCUCAUUGUAAUGUGCAUGACCUACGAAUCCACCUCCAACUCAGUUCACUGCGCAUGUCGCUGCUAUGUUCUUUUGAUUCAGUCCGCGAAAUUUCUCUGCUCAAUUGUCCAAGACCUUUUUUUGGAAAUAUUUUCGUAACUCCAUGAUUUUGGCAGAUUUUUAAUUGCUCCACCGACCUUUUUUUCAUCUGACACUGUUUGUCGAAUCAUCCUUCUAGGUUCUUCUUUGUUGUUGCGGGUGCUGCUACAUUAUCAUGUGGAUCUGGAACUAGCUAUUUGAUGAGUGUAAGAUGUACUAAUCCCAUUACGAUUAUGGAAAUUAUUACAUAUGUAGAAAAUGUUUAGACCAAAAGAACAUGUAAACAGUUCUGGCAUGUCAAUCCGUGAUUUCUCCUCAGUUUCGUCAUUGGGGAUGACGCCUUUAAAAAAUUUUGGUGAUCAAGAAGACAUCAAUUUUAGUUUUCUGAAAAUGGAUCAUUUCGGGCUCAGAAGGUAGCACUCAUAAAUUUACUGGAUUGUGACCGCAUUCAGUUACCUUCGCCUACCAAGUCGGUAUGUUUUUUGGCAGACGUAUUUCUGGUGGAGCUUGAAUUGAUAUGUAAUUAAUUUGGAGCGUGCUUGAUUAUUAUAAAGAUAGAUAUCCCAUUUACAUACUUACUAUCAUGUGAAUAUGUUUUGCAUGUUUUGAUUGACUAGCAACUUAACUGAAAUAAUUGGACUCAAUGGAUUUUCUCUUCAUGAUUUCAUAAUGUACUUCUUAGGACUGCUACCUUUUUUAUUUUUCUAGUUCUCUACUUUUCGUGGGCAACGUUUUAGAAUCUCUGCCAUUACAACACUCCGAAGCUCUUUCACUUCUUAAUAUGCCUGGAAGUAUAUAUUUUCGUGCAUUAUGCCGUUCAUAGUCUAUUCUGGAGAGAGUUAAAUCCAUGUUGGCUUUUCAUCAUAGUCUUGUAGCAUCUUUACACCUCGGCUUCUUCUAUCUUGAGAGAUUCCCUUUCAAGUUUCUCACAGUUCGGAAUAAGUGAGUAGUGCCAUCUUACUAUGCAUAUGAUGUAAUGAUUGUGUUUUUAGAAGAUGAAAAUAUGGAAUAAUCCUAAGAAGAUACAAUAAAUAAUGUUAUGUAGAAUUAUGUUCACUUUAUUUGGCCAAAAUUUAUCGGAACUUAUUUUUUGACUGACAAUCCCUCAUGCAGCAAACUUUUGCACUGUCCAUCUUUCCCAUGUGUUUAUCUUAACUUGGUCUCUAAACCUUGCUCAUAGGGCAUGGCGGCUGCUGGGUCACAUCUCUAUGUCUAGACGGUUAUUCCUGUUACUAUGGAAACCCUACUGAACAAUUUAUUAGAGAUACGUUUCCAUUCGUCAUCUCUUAUUGAAUGACUUUGACUUUGAAUUGUCAUGCUUUUGAUACUGAAUACUGCUGGUUUAGGUCACCAAUCUCUUGGAUAUUUUUCUUCAAGAUGGUCCUAAUUUGUACAUGGUUGGAUGUAGGUCGACUCUUAUGCAUACUUACCUGCUAAUUCCAGUCAUUCUCUGAAAGCUGAUGAAGCUGCGACACUGGUGGUAUUUGAACGAAGGUGACCGUUUUCUUCAUCUGUUAAAAAUCACAUUAGUAUCCUCAUGUUUCGGUUUCUCAUCUUCGCUCUCUCCUUGUGACCCUUAGAUAUGCAUGCCCUAUGAGCUUUUUCCUCUUAAAAUCACUGUUAUGCCUUCUGGUUGGGGGGGGUAUGAAGAGCAUGAUUUGGAUUAUUUCAAAAACAGGGAUGAAGCAGAGAGUGUGGCCACCUGCACUUCCUCGUCAAUACAAUAGUUGAGAUUGUCUCAGAUGUCCUUUAGCAACCACCAUAAAUCUUCUUCAUAUUGGGCAAUGGUGAAGAAACUGAAGGCUUACCUUGUAUGGGCCAAAGUGGGCAUGACCACCUUCGCUACUUUACCUGGUGAAAGCAGUUGAUAUCCCCUAGAACCUGCCGGUGGCCUUGUAAUUUUGGUAAUUUCCAGCCAUUGUUUUCUUUCUCGAUCCAACCUUCGGAUCAGGUGUUCAUGAUUUCGAUCACUGAUACACGUCAUGGUCGCACUUUUAUUUAACUGAAGAGCUUUGUGCAUGAAUUAAAUCAGACGGAUCUAAGUUAGUCUGACUCUUGAUCACUCAAGUCUAGACACUGUGUGACGUGAGUCGGCCAAUUGAUCACUGAGAAAAUAUCAUCGCCAUUGCAAUGGGAUUCUGUGAAAGUACAACCUUUGUUACCUGUACCGGCAUUAGGAUGACUGAAAGCUAGCUAAAAUUUUCUACCAUGGAUUUUUUUUUACGCACAUUAUCCUUCAUAGUUUGAUUACCCGAAUUUAUUUUCUUAUUGACAUUUUUAUGUUUGAAUAAUUUUCUAUUUUUUGCCUUUUAUAUUUCAUUACUCUGCUUUAUUAUUUCCAUUUAUCAUGAGGAGAUUGAAAAUUUUCCUUGAACAGGUUCUCCAGCCUGGAAAAUCAUUUUCCAGAAUUGAUCGUUGGGUCAACUAACCAGCAACCUCUUCUUGAAACUCCAGGAGAGGUGCUAAUCAAAUUCAACUCACGUUCUGUGAAUCUUAUCCUGUUUUAUCAUUCGAAGCAAGCGUUUGCUGAAGUUCAUCUAUCUAUCCUGUCUUGGUCCAAUUCUUCUCUUCCCUCUCUUCAGCUGACUGACGCCUCCAAUUCUGCUUUUUCUUAUCAUUUCAGGUUUUUGAACUAAGAAAAUUGCUGCCAGCUUCGAUUCCCUACGACUUCAAUAUCCAUGUGAGCAACCACUAAUUUCAUUACAGAUUUAGAUAAGUUUCCUUUUUUGUCUUAUUAACACGUUUUGUCAUCCAUCCUCAAAUGAUGUCCCCAUAUGAAAUCCCAGUGGAUUAUAAAUAUGAAAACUUGGCAUCACACCUCCUUGACUUUUUCUUACUUUUUAUUACUUGGGAAGGACACAAAAUUAAUUUUCUUUAGGAAACUAGAAACUUUCAGAUGUCAUACAUCAAUUUCCAUUUUUUUGCUAUUAUAAGACUAUGGUUCUUUGUCUUUUCUGGGUUUUAAAAGGGUUAUGAGACUCUUCUCAUCGUUCAAGUGAAAACUAUAUCUUUCUUUGUCAUCUGAUAGGAAUAAGGAUACAUCAGAUGCCAUUAUUUGCUUCAGAAAUUAUUGCUUCCUAGACUCACCAUACUCGUUGACCUCCAUCUUGCAGAUCAUGGAUUUUCAGCCUGGAGAAUAUCUUAAUGUGAAGGUUUCUUCUAAAACACACAUCUAUUUCCAUACUGAGCUUCCCAAGAUUGGAUGUUGUUUACAAAAUUUUCCCUGUUUUCUUUUUUAAAAUUAAAAAAAAAACUGUCUAGUCGCUGUAUAAUAUUUUUUGGAUUAUAGAAAAAUAUGUUCAUCAGUUACACUCACUGCUCGUUUGAUCUUGGCACAGGAAGUCCACUACAAUCAGCAUGGUUUGCUGCUUUUAGAAGGGCAGGGCAUCUAUCGCUUGGGGGAUGACUGGUGUGCCCUAAAAGCAUCUACUUCCAUAAUCAGUAGUUUAUCGUUGACUCAAUCACUCAAAUACUUCCAUAGUGCCGUUUUUGGUAAUAAAUACCAAAAAAAAUGUAAUGUAAUGCAAAAAAUGGAAAUGAAUCUGCAUGCAUGUUUAUGUUAGUUUUUUGUUCCGCCAUGCCAUCUGAUCAUCAGUGCCCACGGGCAUCUGCUGUUCUCUUCAAACAGGUAUCCGGUGCAGGCGGGGGACGCCAUCUGGAUGGCGCCAUUCGUGCCUCAAUGGUGGGUGGCGGCCUUUCUCGCUGACGUCCCUCCCCCCAGCUUCUGCCAUGGACACGCGGCAUAAUCUGAGGGCUCUCUGUGGUGUCCAGGUACGCGGCGCUCGGCAAGUCAAGGACGAGGUAUCUGCUGUACAAGGAUGUGAACAGGAACCCGCUCUGA